GAUUUUGGAUCCUAUUACCGGUACGUAACGAGUAACUGGUACUGUACGUACCGUACGUAAUAGAAGUACAUACCAGAACCAAAGAGCGUCGCCAAAACUCGCGCUGUUCGCAUGAAUUAAAUUUAAAGAGAAAACAACAACAUGAACAAACAGCACUGGUGUUGUAGGAUCAAUGCCGAUUGUUACCUUAGUCCAUCAAAACCAUAAUUAUUCGAGGAAAAUCUAGCCGCAAAAGAUUAACCUACCAUGUCUAGAUCUGCUCUAUGGCGCCAAGAAGGCGCAAAGAAAAUGCGGGAGAAGCAAGCUGAGGAUCUGUUUGUGAUGGCUGUGGAGGAAGGUAGGGUAAGAAUUAUUUAAUCGUGAAAAUGUAUCGUUGAUCUCGAUGCUUCCGGCUCAUUUCGAAGUCUUUUCUUAUACGAUUAUCUUCGUCUGUAGAACAAUMGAUCGAAAAGCCUCCCACUCUGGGGACCCGAUGACUCCUUUCACUUCAAUCCGGUCCUGUUGGAAAAGACCAUAAAAUCGCAGUAUUUUCAAAAGUGUUGCAGAGAUAUCACAGAUUGGAACAAACUUGUGGAUGAAAUAUAUUACCAGGUGAAGGAUCUGGAACCAUGGACACUGGGUAAGUGAAUCAAGKCAUAYGGCAAAAAAUGGCGGGAGUGGCGAUGCAGAGGCACGAAUGAUUCUAAAAGCUUGGUCCUGAAAAAUCUUACCAAAGCAUACGAGAUUCUAAACUAAUUCACCCGGUCUUUUGGGAUGAGUCGACUAUUCUGCUAUGGCCAUGUCUCGAGAUUUGGUGUUUCUAACCGCCAUUCGUGUGAAUCCUGCACUGAAGAAACUGUCGGACCGGUAUAAACCGUAAGAAGUGUUGCCAUGCAGUGAACAAUGCUCCAAGCUUUAACGAAGGAUCAUAUUCAACUUUGUUACUCACGCGUGAACCUUCUUCGAACUUUUCUCUUCAUAGGAGGUCAGCCAUCUACUGCUUUUUGUUUGCUCCUUCGUCUUUUGACUUUGAGGUGUUCCGAAAAACAGAUGAAGCUCCUCUUGGACCAUGUYGAUAGUCCAUAUAUCCGUGGGGUUGGAUUUUUAUAC
Messenger RNA from Pseudo-nitzschia multistriata, 1089 nucleotides. The record is from the annotation of a GenBank genome assembly. Lineage: Eukaryota; Bacillariophyta; Bacillariophyceae; Bacillariales; Bacillariaceae.